Messenger RNA from Colletotrichum destructivum, 1276 nucleotides. RefSeq lists its product as uncharacterized. The transcript has a single exon. Bases 264 to 776 code for a protein of 170 amino acids. NCBI's taxonomy places the organism in Eukaryota, Fungi, Ascomycota, Sordariomycetes, Glomerellales, Glomerellaceae. The record is from RefSeq and is a predicted model, not a curated record.
GUAGCGAUGGAGUACCUGGACGUGCUUCGGCUGCCUACUUUGGCCGACAUGACGACCCGAAAUAUGUCUUGCGCCGUGGCCUAGCUAAUCUUGCCCUGGCGCCCGAUGUUCUCCCUCGUCUCAGAUAAAACUGCGUCGCAGAGUAUUGAACAUGUGUUGGGUUCCACCUGGCCUAGUGAGGCCUGAUUCUCAACACGACAUACACCCGAAGACCCAUUGACGGGUUGACGCAGCCAGCCAUCUUCUGGUCGCCAAAGUCGGGCAUGACAUCGGGGGUCCAAGAAAGGAGACAUGCCCAAUGUCACCUGGAAGAGACCAAAUCCCUGCCGACAACAUGCCAGGACUCAGUUCAGUCAAGGGCCCAGGGUCAACUCAAGCCCAACAGCCUCAUCAGCAAUACUCGUCUACAUUACUCUCAACUGUUUUGUCCCCCCACAAUCUUCACACUUCAUCGACACCUUUCGCAGCCGGAAAUUCUGCCAGUUUUCGUCUUCGCCUUUGCCUUUACCUUAGCCAACUGGCCACUUACGGCCCUCACAAUUUUCGUGUUUACAAACCUCUACCCAUCUGCUUCUUCACCAUCUAGAGCCCCAAGGCUCGCUGGCAUUACAAUCUUCACACUUCAUCAGCAUCACUCACAGCAGGACCUUCUACCAAUCUUCACUACCCCGGGAAUAAUCCAGUUACGAAACAUCUUCCAAACAUGGUCGCAGACCUUCGACGUUAAGAUUAUCAAACCACCGAGGCAGGGCAAAAACUGGCCGAGUAUACUGUAGCAUGGGAUGGGUCGUUACGGGGAUGUUGACGGGGGGAAGCUCACACGCUAGUUCUAGGGAGGAACCAGCUUUGUGUUUAUGGUGUUCUUCUGUUGAACUUAAAGCCGGAGUAUCGUGCUGAUAUGGAGGUGAAGAAGAGGAAUGGCUGAAGCCUAGCGCAGUAGCCGCUUUCUUUUAUGCCCGCGCUGGCUGUAUUAAGGCUUUCGUCGAAGACCUUGAGAGAAGCCGUGUCUCCGGUAUAUUAGUCAACAUUGUGAGUCACUAACCACCUUGGUGGUAGGUUUAAUAGAGGCCCGUGGAAGGCACUCGCCGAUGUGUCUUCCUGUUUGCCCGCGUCGUGGCUGAAAAAAUGGUCUACUAGGAUACCUUACUUGUUUAUAUUCUCUUCCUGAACCGUGCAUUUUGUCUACUGUACGUUGGACGUUCAGGUCGACAUUGGUUUAUAUUAUACCUUUCGAAUACUGGGUUGUCGAGUAUGAGGCUAAGUAAACAAAAUUGAA